AUGUUUUCCUUCCCCGACGGCAUGACAUCGCUCGAAGCUGCGCUUGGCGUGAUUGAGAGGACAGUCACCGCUGAGAGUGCGCUAUGGCAGCAGUGUGCAGACUACGCAAACGGCGUGUCCAAGGAGGACCCGGUCUUUACCAAGAUGCUGUACGACAGGGGUGAGACACUGAAGAGAAUGCAGAAGUUGGUGCAUUGGAUGGUCCGUGAGGACAUCCUACCGUCUACCUCAUCAAAGUUCUCGAACGAGACGGGUCCUGCCUCUGACAACGAGAGUGCGGUGUCGGCUCUGGCGUGGAUCGACAAAUCCCUCGACUCGAUGUCCUGGCAGGCUACCACUGAGAUCGAGAAGGCUCAAGCGCAGACGAAGAGAGGUCAAAUCAUGGACACGAUCUCCGGCGCUCUUUCGAGUGGGGUACUGGACAAGCACGAAGCCGAACAGCGCUUGCAGAAGUUGGCCGAGAGUUGCGCCACUCUUGGUACCUACUGUGCGCAUAUGGCGCAGAGUCUGCAAAAAGUCAGCGACUAUGCCACUUUCGUCAAGCUCGGACGCCGAGGCAAAGCGAAGGGCGGUCCAGCCGCAGGAGCAUCUGAGAGACCCUUUGGUGCGACCCGCAUCGAAGGGGAGCGCGUGCUCCAUCUGACCGACAAAGAGAUGAGCGAUGCCAUUUUCAAGCUCUACAGUUACACCAUCUUCUCGACACUCGGAGGCGACAUGUAUCGGUACAUUCCGGCGAUCCGCUCUGUUCAGCAACAGGAAUACAGGGACUACUGGGCGCAGCUUGACUACUACGGGCCCCAGCUUGAGUCUUGGCGCAAAUGGAUCGAGACGGCUCGAGCAUCGCAAGCUACUGAGCUGGAGAAGACCGUGGAGACGAACGAAGGAGAGGGAGUAGCUUGA
Molecule: messenger RNA, 900 nt
Organism: Dioszegia hungarica
Lineage: Eukaryota; Fungi; Basidiomycota; Tremellomycetes; Tremellales; Bulleribasidiaceae
Exons: 1
Coding region: 1-900 (299 amino acids)
Source: RefSeq, a predicted model, not a curated record